AUGUUCGUAGACUACGCAGACACUUGAACAAACUGCAAGAAGAAUUAAGAGCCGCCAUCGAAAUCCUGGAGGGUAGGUACCGACGCCACAUCUUCUCCAGAAGAAACUCCAUGCUGGAGAGCCAGGUGAGAGAAAGAUGUCCAUUGCGUUCCCAGUCUUGUCCCAGCAUCCCAUCAGAAGGCCUACUCGACGACUCUGUAUUUCCUUUUCUCACUAAGUGGAGGAGCUUGAAUAGAAGCAUAGCAUUUAAGGACUCUAAUAAAGACAGACUCAAAAAGAUUGACAACAAUAUUGCAUCCCUUGAAAUAUCCCGCAUUAGAAUCAUGAACAAAGUGGAGCGGACCUGGCACAUUGAUUUCCACCAGCCUCAGCAGCUAACACCUGGCCCUGGCCACCGAGAUCAAGACAACACCACUUUACCGUCAUCCCAGGCUGCAGGACAGGACCUUAGAUCUGAGCUUCAGCCCAGUACAUCUGAUUCAUCUAGGGCCGGAGAAACAGCACGUAAUGCUACCAGUCACCCCUCAGAUCAGAGUGUACGACACCAGAUUUACAUGGGAAUCGGCCAUUCUGGAACCUCUGCACAACAGGACAAUGAAUCCCACAGUACCAGAGUGAGGGAGGAAAUGCGUAAGAAGGCGCCUACCACAGCAGUGAAGACUGUCUCAGCCGAAUCCAGUGGCAGCCCAUCUGUCUCUCUGGCCAGCAUCAGCACAGCUAUAUUUAAGACAAUGGCUGCCGGCUGUGCUGCAAUUUUUAUUUUCCUUUAAUUUUAAUGAUUUUGAACAGAAUAAUCUCACCAAUUUGAUAAAACACAAAUCAGAAUAAAGCUACGAUAAAUUCUCCUUUUAACAGCCGGUUUGCAAAUAACGGCAAAACAAAUUAAGUACGGUUGCUAAUAAAGGUUGGGGGGAAAAACUUGCUGGGGGUGUAGGAAAUACCUUUAGCCUACUAUGACAGUUUAUACAGUAAAUUAAGUAUGAUGUACCUUUCCGCAGUAUUAAUUCCAUCAAUAGAACAGUGUCAUGUUAUAACGUAACGUUACCAGACACGAAGCGGGCUCUGCACAGACUCUUUAGGACCACCUGGACCCCAAUCUGAUCUUUUAAUGGCCUCGACCCAAAGCCUGAUCCCUUCAGAAUAUUGAACAUUUUCCAUCUAUCUUUUUUACUGGUGCAGUUUACUGCACAACAACUCAGUGUCAUCUCAGCUUUGGAGUGCUGCUUUCAGCCUAGCUGCGCUUGUCUCUGUCACAACGUUGGACAGAAACCCAUCGACGGGAUAAAUUAACUAUGGACGCACAAAACAUAAUUCCUAUAGAUUAUUAGUUCAGCAAGGAAAAUCAUGUGAUGUCUGUGAGUGAGUGAGCACCUCUGCGUCUGUCCACGGAUAAUCUUGUUUUCUGUUGCAGCAAACUGCAUAGUAUUCGGGGUGCUCAGGUCCUUGAGUCUGCAUGCUCAAGGACCUCUUGUGGUUGCAGAGAUUCAAACUUUCUCUGAACCCCUGUUAUUGGCUGUUUUAUACUGCCACUGACUGCUGGCUGACUCCUCACUCACCAAUCCUAACCAGCUCCCUGCCAGUAGGGGAUGCAAGUGAUAAGACAGCUGAGUGCAUCGUCUACCCCCAGCGGCUACGCUGCGCCCAGAGACACAGAGGGGGGAAAAACACUUUGCACACUUUUAUUUUUUUGGACGCUGUGUUUGGCUAUCAGCUAACGGAAUUACCAAUCCAUGUUGAGAACAUCGCUGCCACUCAUUUUUUUUAACCUUCAACUAGCCUCAUUUUUUCCUCUUCAGUUGUUGGAUUCUGUAUUUAGUACCAGCCAGAUUAAAGCUGAACAAAUAUAUAAAAAAUGUAAAGCCUUAUAUUCAGUCAAAUUCUAGCACUUUGUCAUCCAUUAAGGAAAUUAAAGUCCAGGUAACGAUAAAUUAAUGGUUUAACGUUACACUGAAUACAACUUUACAAUCUGCGCUUGUCAGUGGCAAAAAUAAGUACUUUUAAAACGUAAAUUGAGGGUGAGGAGUUGUCGCCAUUAGUCACUUUGACACAAAAACAUGGGAAAAUAAGGUUUAAUGAUACCAGUUUACCCGUUAAGUGCACUGAUGCUGAUAUUCUGAUGAAAGAAUGACAAUCAUGUAUAUAGCUUGCUUUACAUUUGUGCAUACAUUUAUGAAAGUGAAUAGAAUGUUAUUGAUUCAAAAUGAUGUUUGCUGUAGGCCUACAAAAAAAUUAAAUUAAAUAUUUUGAAUAUUCUGGGCAAGUCGGAAAAAGGACAACAAGGUCAAUAUGUUUUUGUAAGGAUUGCCAAAUAUUACACAAAAUAUUGAGAAACAUAAGACCAAUCUCAGGUGCAUUUGCUGUUAAUGGUUCACUGACAUUAACAUAUCUGGAGCCAGUGUGUAAAGUGUGUGUAAAAUGUAUACCACAGUAGUCAAAACAUGAUCAAAGAGCAAUACUUAUUGGAUUCAGGCAAGGUGGCAAAGAAAUAAAUCUCUAUUUUGAGGAGAGGAAAGAAUACAGUGCAGGAACUAGCACAAAUGUGAUCUAGAGUAGCAAGACAAAUUUUAAACUGCCAGGAAAUGACUAGGAAAGUAACAAAUUGACUAUUAAAGCAAAUCUUUAUUUUUCCAUGACUUGCCUAAGUGCAUUCACUUAAUUGCUUUGUUUUUUACAUUCACACAUUCAAUGAUUUAUUUUAAUCAUUUAACUCAUCAGUGUAACUAAACAGUUAAACAUCUUUUUUUACCAAUACGAAUGUGAUUUUUUUGUGAUUUCUUUGUUUUUUUAGAUGUAAUCAUGUAAUCAGUCAUUUGAUCUUUUAUAUUCUGUGUGCAUUUCUUUGUGACUAUUCAAAUUUUGACUUGAUAUCCUGUAUUUACUGCUUUUAACUUUUUCAUUGGUUAAAUAAAAUUCAUAUGAAA
This is a messenger RNA of Anarrhichthys ocellatus (wolf-eel), 2921 nucleotides long. RefSeq lists its product as uncharacterized. The record is from RefSeq and is a predicted model, not a curated record. NCBI's taxonomy places the organism in Eukaryota, Metazoa, Chordata, Actinopteri, Perciformes, Anarhichadidae. The transcript is spliced from 3 exons. The coding region runs from base 111 to 770 and encodes 219 amino acids.